AUGUACUUCACGCCUAACAAUGUCGAAUACGUUUUAGAUUAUCGUUAUAAUAUUUUGAUUAAUACAAAAACAAUGAGUAAAUUUAAGACUACACCACCACUUGUCAGUCUUUGUGCGGUAAAUACAGCUCAAGAAGUUGAAAUACGUCUUCAUGAGCCUCUAAUUCAAAAACCAGGGUCUCGUAAGAAACGAAUAGGGCUACAGGUAUUGAACGCGUUGGCAAGAUUAGAGGUGCUACUGAAUAAAGAGGAGGCGCUUGCCAGUUCAGAAAACGAGGUGCAGCAUUUGGCACAG
Molecule: messenger RNA, 294 nt
Organism: Racocetra persica
Lineage: Eukaryota; Fungi; Glomeromycota; Glomeromycetes; Diversisporales; Gigasporaceae
Source: the annotation of a GenBank genome assembly